Messenger RNA from Camellia sinensis, 3901 nucleotides. RefSeq names its product phospholipase D alpha 1. Gene Ontology annotation, molecular function: calcium ion binding; D-type glycerophospholipase activity. NCBI's taxonomy places the organism in Eukaryota, Viridiplantae, Streptophyta, Magnoliopsida, Ericales, Theaceae. Gene Ontology annotation, cellular component: plasma membrane. Gene Ontology annotation, biological process: phosphatidylcholine metabolic process; phospholipid catabolic process. The record is from RefSeq and is a predicted model, not a curated record.
CAUAUAAAUUAUAUGUAUUCUAUACUACCUUAGAAGUUGGAUGCUUUGGAAGGUAGCUUAAAGAAUUAUUCCCGAAGAAACUUUUGUUUAUUUAAACUCAGAAUAAGUCUUUGUCAUUCCAAAAAAAGAAAAAGAAAACACUUUAAAGAAGGGAAAAUUCUAUUUGCACGCCACACAAAAUCUCAAUUUAUACUAUUUAUGUCAUUUAGAUAUAAACUUCCAAACCAAAGUAAAAUGUUCGGUUAUAAACAUUCGAACAAAAAUAGUUGUUCGAAUAUGAACUACUGAAUGAAAUUUAUAUGUAAACAAUUCAUUUUUGUUCAAAAAUAUAUAUCUGAACAUUUGACUUUUGUUCGAAAGUUUAUAUUCGAAUGACACAAAUCGUGUGUACUAAAUUUUUUUGUGGUGUGCGAAUAGAAUUACCCUUAAAGAGGGCUUCAUUUAUUAUUUUUUGGGAGGCAAUUUACACUUAACUUCCACAACUAUUGCCCCAUGUCAAUUCAUUUUCUUGAACUAAAAAUUGCAGCACUUAACCCUUAUCGUCUAUUAUAUAUAUAUUUUUCAAUUUGAACCUUUAUUAUGAAAAUACCCUUUUAGGCUAUAGGGAAAAUUACACUUUACCUUUUGAACUAUCGCUUUAUACCUUUCAACUAAAGAAUCUUACACUUUGUCGCCUUGAACUAUCAAUUGGUAUCAAUGUGACCUUCCAUUAGUGAUUCGUUACAUAAAUAGAUAGAAAAUUAACAUGCGACUUACACAUGAUAUCUCAAGUUUUAUUUGUAUACCAUUACCAUCUUAAUAUAUUUUUCUUGAUUAAACUUAUAAAAUAUGUUCAUAUUUUGUUAGAAAUAAAGAGUUUUAUUAGUUGGUAAAAUCUUUUUCUUUUAAUAUGACCUCCUCAAAUCGGAAUACUAGUUCCGCCACUUGUUUACACUUGCCUUCUUUUAAUGGAUCUUGUAUAUUCAUAUUAUACAUAUAGGUGAAUAUACAUAUAAAUUGGUAUAAAUUAUCUCAUGAAAAUGAUUCCCCAAACAAGAGAUAUUUGUUUCUUGAAAGUAAAGAUAUGUACUUUAGAUUCUCUCUUUCCACUUUAUAUGAAUACAAGGGAAGUAUCAUGGAUGACCAUUUCCUACAAAACAAAGCACAGUUACCUUUGCAAAUUCACACCUCUUUCUCUACAUAUUGCAAGUCAUCUCAAGGACACUGCAUAUUUCAGUUGUUUUGGUAAUCCAUGGUUCCGGAUCCGAUUUUGCUCCAUGGGACGCUUCAUGUUACCAUCUUUGAGAUUAAUGAACUGCAUAUUGAAUCUGGAUGCGGGUUUAAUUUAUGUGACAAGACUAUUCCUCCACAAAAGAAAGCGAAGAAAUUUUUAUCCCAAGUCAAGAGAUUGGUGCUUUGCCGGCCUGAGAUUGUUGGCACCAAUCUCUAUGCAACUGUUGAUUUAGACAAGGCUAGGGUUGCAAGGACCAGAAUGAUUACAAAUGAACCCUUCCAUCCUCGUUGGAAUGAGUCCUUUCACAUCUACUGUGCUCAUAAGAUUUCUAAUGUUGUAUUUACAGUCAAAGAUGGUAAUCCAAUUGGGGCAACAUUAAUUGGAAGAGCUCGUUUGCCUGUCAAGGACAUUAUAUCUGGGCUUGAGGUGGAUAGACUUCUUGACAUAGUGGAUGAAGAAAAUCUCCCAAUAUAUGGAAGUCCUAAAAUCCGUGUCAAACUGAAAUUUUUGGAUGUCACUAAAGACAGUAAUUGGUCUCAGGGAAUCAAAACUGCUUCAUUUGAAGGAGUCCCUUAUACAUUCUUCAUGCAGAGAGAGGGCUGCAAAGUUACACUAUAUCAAGAUGCCCAUGUCCCAGAUUCGAUUAUCCCCAAAUUCAAUCUUUCCGAAGGUAAAGUUUAUGAGCCUCACAGAUGCUGGGAGGAUAUCUUUGACGCAAUCACUAAUGCAAGACACCUGAUUUACAUUACAGGUUGGUCUGUAUAUACUAAGAUCACUUUGAUAAGAGACCCAAGGAGACGAAGACCACUGGGAGACAUUACUCUGGGUGAUCUGCUUAAGAUAAAGGCAGAUAAUGGUGUAAGAGUUCUUAUGCUUGUCUGGGACGACAGAACUUCUGUUAAGGAAUUGAAGGCGGAAGGUUUGAUGGCAACCCACGAUCAAGAUACUGCAUAUGAAUUUCAAAACUCAAAAGUAGAGUGUAUUUUAUGCCCACGUAAUUCUGAUGUUGCAAGAAGUAUUGUUCAGGGAAUUCAGAUUGAAGGCAUGUUUACUCACCAUCAGAAGACAGUAGUGGUGGACAGCGAAAUGCCUGGGGACAGGUCACAAAAGAGGACGAUUGUCAGUUUUGUUGGUGGCAUUGAUCUUUGUGAUGGGCGGUACGAUACUCCAGAUCAUUUCUUGUUUAUGACUCUGAACAAUAUUCAUAAUGAUGAUUUCCAUCAGCCCAACUUUGGAGGCUCAUCAAUUGCAAAAGGCGGUCCAAGGGAGCCCUGGCACGACAUUCAUUGCAAACUUGAAGGGCCUGUUGCUUUGGAUGUCUUGUACAAUUUUGAGCAGAGAUGGAACAAGCAAGUUAGAAAUAAUUCCCUCCUCACACUCACUGAGCUUGAUAGAAUCAUUACUCGACCACCAAUGCCAGUUACAUCAUCACAAGACCCUGAAACAUGGAAUGUUCAAAUAUUCAGAUCAAUUGACAGUGCUUCUGUUGAGGGCUUUCCUCGUGAAAACUUCAACAAAGCAGCCGACAAUCCAGAGGAAGCAUUUAAAAUACCCAAGGAAGCAGGUGAAAUAGGCCUGGUUACUGAAAAGGGUAUCACCAUUGACAGAAGCAUUCAACAUGCCUAUAUCAAUGCCAUUCGACGAGCAAAGAAUUUUAUUUACAUUGAAAAUCAGUAUUUCAUAGGAAGCUCAUAUGGCUGGAAUUCCAAGGACAUCAAGGAUGCAGACAUUGGUGCGUUGCAUCUUAUACCAAAGGAGCUCUCACUCAAGAUUGUUAGCAAGAUUGAAGCAGGAGAGAGGUUUACUGUAUAUGUGGUAAUUCCAAUGUGGCCAGAAGGCAUACCUGAGAGUGCUUCUGUUCAAGCAAUAUUAGAUUGGCAAAGGAGGACAAUGGAGAUGAUGUAUACUGACAUUUAUGAUGCCCUUCGAGCUAAGGGGCUGAAUGAAAACCUUAGAGAGUAUUUGACAAUUUUCUGCCUUGGCAAUCGGGAGGCUCAGAAGAUUGGCGAAUAUGUGCCUAGAAAGAAGCCAAAACCUGACACUGAUUAUUGUAGAGCUCAGCUCGCUCGGCGCUUCAUGAUCUAUGUCCAUGCGAAAAUGAUGAUUGUUGAUGAUGAAUAUAUAAUUAUUGGAUCUGCAAAUAUCAACCAGAGAUCAAUGGAUGGUGCAAGGGACACUGAGAUUGCAAUGGGAGGCUAUCAACCACAUCAUUUAUCAACAAACCAGCCAGCCAGGGGACAAAUAUAUGGUUUUCGAAUGGCAUUGUGGUAUGAACACCUUGGAAUUGUAGACGACGCUUUUCUUCACCCUGAAAAUCUGGAAUGUGUCAGGCUUGUAAAUAUGUGGGCUGAUCAAAAUUGGGAUUUCUACUCCAGCAAUGAUGUCCAUGACCUUCCCGGUCACCUCCUCAGGUACCCUGUUGCCAUCACGGACAAGGGAAACAUAACUGUAUUGAAAGGGUUUGAGUUCUUCCCAGACACCAAAGCUCGUGUCCUUGGCAACCAUUCCGAUUACUUUCAAUUACCUGCAAUUCUCACUACCUAAUAUCAACUUUGUUAUACUUGGUUUUGUGAAAUUAUUAAGUUUGGGAACUUGCUUACUUUAGUCGCAAGAGUAGUGCUAUUCUAGCCCAAUAGUUAAAUUUAUUUUUCAAAUUUAUUGAUAUGGCAGUCUUUUUGAAUAGCUAAA